GCGCUGGGAGCCAGUCGCCUGCAGAUAGUGCCAGGGGAAGGAGUACCGCUCGUGACUCUCUCCGUUUUCUUUACCUGUCGCUGUUUCGUCUUGGGCCGUGAGUUGCCCUUGUGACCUGAGACGGGAAGCAGGCCAGGGCAGGAUGUGUGACGCACGAACAAAGUGACGCCAUGGCCUGCACCUGUGACCCCGUGACUAUUUGGUGAUGUGGAUUGGUGAGGAGUUUGUAAGUUGGCAACGCACUCGCUCCAGUGACUGACGGACUGACCACACGUGACGCCUCGCCUGAUGUAAAGAACCACUACUCACCUCUCCGAACAAAUUUUGUUUUGUUCACAUUUGCUAACCUUGAACCUGAACAUGGCUGGUUAAUAACAAUAGAAAACCAUCAAGAAUUCUGUCUCGCCUAAGAAUAGAAUAAAACCAAGCAACCAGCCAAACAAACAGCAAAAAAGCGUGUUACUGAGGCAGUCAUUUUUGCCGCUUCGUGUAUGAAAAGUUGUUAGUCCCAUCCAGAUUCACGGGAGUUUCUUGACAAAUGGGCGGCUCUUCCUACACAGGACAUCAAGAAACAUUCCCCUGCGAGACCUGGACACACCCACAUACUUGUCAAACGCAGCAUGUUAAGUAUGCAGCCGUGUAUAGAUGACCAGGCCAGCAUAACACAAGCGAACCACGUGACUGCUGCAAGGAAGGAAGGAAGGAAGGAAGGCCCGGUGAGAUGGAGGAGUCUUGGGCCUGCUUACCUGCUUACCUGCUGCUGCUGCUUGUGAUAGUAGCCAGCGCCCCCACCUUCCCCGAUCCAGAGGAGUACGAGGAUUACGAAGGAGUGUACCUGGAGGAUGACAACGCCACAGGGUGCAUAAAUGGACUGGCGGAAGAGGAUUUGUCGUGCCUCUGUCAUCCGUGCUGGGGCGGCGUGCGUUGCCAGUCGUACGAAGAUAACUAUGCCCCUCGGUUCCUCGUCCACGCUGCCACUGCUGUUGUGCCCGAGAACAUCACAGGGUCUGUGUACCGGGCCUGGGCCAGUGACGGGGACCUGGGGCUGACGUGUCCACUGGGGGGCGAACAGGUGACCCGGUGUCCCUGCGCGACCGUCACCUACCAGCUGUUUGCGGCGCCCGGGGACCAUCGCUUCGCCCUUCACCAUACGACGGGCGUGCUGUCUAGGAAUCUUAGCGGGGCAGCUCUCACGCCAGGCCAGUCCUACACCUACAAACUCAUGGUGCAGAGCCUGCCCAAACGAGGGAGGAUCCAGGACCUGCAGUACGACAUCCUGGAUCUGAGGAUUUACGUCAGCCCGGACUACGUCACCAUCACCCCGUGGACAUGACCCUCGCCCGGGGGCCCGCGUCACCCGGCCCUCGCCCUCCACGGACUCCUCUGAGGCGCACACCGCACCAACGCAGACCUGACGCCGCCUCUACAUUCUCUGCGUCACCCUGGACUGUGUUAGCGUUGGGGAGUCCUGCAGGAGGAUUUCUGGGUCUUGAUUCUCUCUUGAGACCUGCAGGGCCGCGAAGUCCUCCUCACGGCGCCCUAAAACCUUUUGUUUGUCUUUACUCAGCACCGUCAAAGCUCAUUCAUUCUCCAUGUCCUUGUGUUCCAACAAAGUCGUUAGUCCCAAGAGCUUCUUCAGCUCACCUCACGGCACCCAAGGGCGUCACCAUCCUCCCUACCUCCCCCCCCACGUACCGCAGGCGAUUUUCCAGUCACAAGAUGAGCGGCUGGUUUCCUGACGCCCCUGGAGGCACCGCGGCGGGGAGGCGGUGAGAGAGGCGGCGUCUGUCAAGGAAUGAGGGGACGAAGAGCAAUUCAAUCAACCAGGAUUAAGAUUCCCUUUCUUGCUCCUCUCAUAAUUGACGUCUACUCCUUUCCUAUUCCAUCGUCCUUUUCCUUCUUCCUUCUUCGUCUUCCUUCGUCCCCACCUCCUGUACUCCUUCUGUCCUCCACCUCCUGUCUUCCACCUUCUUUCCUCCACCUCCUGUCCUUCUCCUCCUUUCCUCCACCUUCUGUCCUUCUCCUCCUAUCCUCCACCUCCUGUCCGCUGGUGUUAACAAAGACCGGUGUGGCGGCGUGUUUUCCAGGAAGCCACAGUGACCGGCGGCGCCACUGAGGUUCCUUGUCCACGUGAUUGUGAGAGUCGCGCCAUCAGGGCAUUGCGUGUCCAUGUGGCCUCGCUACGUGACCUGAGUUCGUGUCGUGAUACAUUCAGUCUAUCCUCCCUCCUUCCUUCCCUCCCUACUUUGAGCUCUGGUUCUUCCUCCCCCUUCUCUUUCCUCCGUCUCGCCCCAGUUCAUCUUAUCUUCUCCCUCUUAUCUCCUUCCUCCCUUUUUCUACCCUGGUUCGUCGUACUCUGUGUGUCCUCCUCCUCCUCCUCCUCCUCCUCCUCCUCCUCCUCCUCCUCCUCCUCCUCCUCCUCCUCCUCCUCCUCCUCCUCCUCCUCCUCCUCCUUCUCCUCCUCCUCCUCCUCCUCCUCCUUCUUCUCCUUCUCGUCUUCCCUCCUUCACCUUUCUUUUCAUUCCGUCUCGCCCCAGUUCAUCUUGUCUCUCCUUCUCUCCACAUUCCUUCCACCCUUGUCCGUUUUGCUUUGUGUCUUCCACCUUCUCCUUCUUGUUUUCCUCUUUUUCUUUUCUUCCUCACCUCUCUCACUAUCUUGUCUCCUCUUUCCUCUUCAAACUCCUUUUCCCGAUUGCCUCCCUUUACCCUUUUCCUCUUCACCUUUUGCUUCUUGCUCUUCCUCUUUCACAGACCCUCAACACCCCCCCACCCUACCUUUAACCCUUUCUUCCCGAACACCCAUGUGCAUAAAGUCUGUCUGAGGUCAAUGUUGCGUGUUGAGGUCUGCGUCAUUAUCGAGCCUUCGUGAUAAGUCUGGCGUGCGUGGAGCUGGAGCUGGAGCUGGCCUGGUCUGCCUUGGUCUGCCAUGGUGUGGUGUGAUAGCGGCUUGGUCUGAUGCGUCGCUACUCUGCCUCUUGGAAAAUGACUUGGCGUUGGCUGGACGGCGCGAAUCUGGGCUCAGUGAUAGGGAGGGAGGCGAAUUGCUGGGAACUUGUGUGUCGGGAGUGCUGGUGGCUCUGGCGGGCGUGAGGACGGCCCAUCCCGCUCCGCCAACUUGCCUCUGAGUGAUAGGAGGCCGUUUAUCUAGCAAGUUCCGUGCAGACUGGCCUGGCUGUGUUGCGAAGUUGAGAUGACACAAGACUCUUUGAUCCUCGAUUCCGGGUGGAGAUGUAGAAAUGGAGGGACGGGAGGAAGAUGGUAGGAUAAGAGAGAGAGAGAGAGAGAGAGAGAGAGAGAGAGAGAGAGAGAGAGAGAGAGAGAGAGAGAGAGAGAGAGAGAAGCAGAUAGGUAGGAGAAAUUCUGAUACCAAUAUAGAAAGACAGAACAAGAGAAAAAAAAAUUGAUCCCAGAAAUACAGAGACAAACGGACGCAGAAACCAAGAAAAAAUAUACAAAAAACAAACAAAAAAAAAAAAAGACGAAAACCAACAAGAUACACACAAACACACUCACAAAGAAAAAAACAAAAACACGCACACAUACAAAACGCCCCAAAAUAACCAGGUCGACAAACAAACACAAGGGAAUAAACAAGAGAAGAGAAAGUAGGUUAGGCGUGAUUGACUAAGAGAGAGAGAGAGAGAGAGAGAGAGAGAGAGAGAGAGAGAGAGUAGAGAGAGUAAACGUCCUCUUGUCUUUUAUUGGGACGCUUCUCUUACUUACCCCAGCUGUUUGUUAUUCAUGCCUCCUCAUUCCUCGCUGUUUAUGGGAUGCUCGGGGUAUCGUUUUGGAGGCGAUUCAUUCCCAUCUUUUAGGCUCCACGCCCCGCCCAAUCCCGCGCCCAGGCUGCCUCACAUCCCGCUUGCACCUCAACACACUGUACAAAUUGAGUUGCCGCGUGUACGAUGCGCGCAAGCCGUGGCGGUGCAAGGAAAUAGCCGGUCCGUGAGGCUUCUUGGGAAGGAGUGGCGGUGACGGGACGCGCCCUGUUUGAGAAUGGUGUUAAUUAGUGAGUGGCGUGCGUGGCGUGAGUGGGUCGGGUUGGUGCGUAGAUCGGAGUCCUCAGGGGAAGUGUUAUUGCGCGUGGACGUGUGUCGUGCGCCAAAUGUCUUGUUUACCAGGGAAGCAUGAUGAGAGAGCGUGAUACGAAUCUUUUUUAUGGCGUUGUUUUUUAAAAGUUUUGCUCGGGUGUAAUUUGCAGGAAAGUAAACAUGCAUGUGUUUGUGUGCGUGUGUGCUGAAGACUUGUGUGUGGCUCUGCGUGCGCGACAGACGCCUCAUAAAUGUGAAACUAGUUUGACGUUUGUGUCGGCAAGAGACUUCCAGCCUGACAGCCAGCCAGUGACCCAGACAGCCAAGCUUCAACCAGCUAGUCAGCCAGCUAAUGAAUCAGUUAGCCAGCCAACCAGCCAGCCAGCUAGCCAGCCAGCUAGCCAGCCAGCCAGCCAGCCAGCCAGCCAGCCAGCCAGCCAGCCAGCCAGCCAGCCAGCCAGCCUUUAGCCAGCCAGACAAAACAAACAGACAGACCUCAGUACCUAAACAAACAUAUCAUUAGUCUUGCCAUGUCGCGUACGGCGAGGCAAAGGAGGCUCGGUGCCUCACGUCAACCAGGACCCGCCGCUGAGACAUUGAUGUCUCGGCGCCUCGUGUUCCGCGAGGAGUCAUGGCUGGACUGGUUAUUUAUCUCACCCCGACACACCCACACGUGUUUCUCUGUGUACGUUAUCUUGUGGUGACGCAUCGACUUUUUCUUCGGUACUAGGACGUAGGAAAUGAAGGUUAGUGUUGAUAUUUUUAGUACAUAUCACUGACCUCUCCGUGGGGGUCUUGUGGGACCUCCGAGGACCUGGUGAGGUAAGGACGUGUAGAAUAUUACUGGUCACACUUUUGUCAUCCUUGCCUUGCCGUAGUGCGCAGGGCGAGGGCGGUGUUGUAGCGACAGCCAGUGUUGUACCCGGUGUUGUAGAGAAAUAAACUUGAUAGUUCAAA
This is a messenger RNA of Portunus trituberculatus (swimming crab), 4988 nucleotides long. RefSeq lists its product as uncharacterized. The transcript is spliced from 9 exons. The record is from RefSeq and is a predicted model, not a curated record. Bases 722 to 1333 code for a protein of 203 amino acids. NCBI's taxonomy places the organism in Eukaryota, Metazoa, Arthropoda, Malacostraca, Decapoda, Portunidae.